GAUACCGGCGAGGUUAUUGCGUCAGAGGCCGAGCCCCCAGUUUUCUCCUUGGGACCGGAGAGAUUUCCAAAACAACAUCGCCUGUACCGGAGUUUCCUGACGAUUUAAAACUUUCUGAACACCACAGAUUCUCCGGAUUUCACAGAAAGAGAAGACCAAGAAGAAUCAGAAGAUGCCUGGGGAAGAAGCGACCUCCCCGUCUGAAGCUGUGAUGGUGAACGGCCACCUGGAGAAGAGUAACAGCCUCCCGUCAGAGGACGACUUGUUGGACCCCAUGUGUGACCCAGACAAUCCCAUUGUCGUGAAGUUCCAGGAUGUCAGUGCAGCCGCGUACAAAAUCAGAAAUGGCAUUGAGAGAACAGCGUGCACUAAAUCAGUACAGCUCUCCACACUGACAGGACUUGACUUGUACUUCAAAAAGGAGUUCCUACAGCAGACAGGAAGCUUCAAAGAAAGAGGAGCGCGGUACACCCUCAUGGCUCUGUCCAAGGAACAGAGACAGAUCGGAGUCGUAGCGGCGUCGGCAGGAAACCACGCCCUAGCCUUGUCUUACCAUGGCAACCAACUCGGCAUCCCCGUCACCGUGGUGAUGCCCAUCAUCGCGCCGCUCAUGAAGGUCAACCUGUGCCGACAGUACGGCGGGAACGUUAUCGUGAAAGGCAAAGAUAUCGGAGAGUCCAAGGCUCACGCUCUCAAGAUAGGAAAAGACACAGGGAUGGUGUACAUCAAUGGCUAUGACCACCCCCACAUCCUGGCUGGCCAGGGGACCAUGGGGCUGGAGAUUGUGGAACAGGUGUCCGACAUUGACGCAGUGGUCAUCCCCAUAGGGGGAGGGGGGCUCAUCGCUGGAUCAGCCCUCGCUAUCAAGAGUCUAUACCCCAGUGUUAAAGUUAUUGGAGUUGAGUCAGAGAGAUGUGCUGGCUUCACAGAGUCCAUGAAGGCAGGAAAAGUUGUGACAGUGGGAGCACAGUCCACACUGGCUGAUGGUCUUGCUGUUCCCACAGUUGGGGUUAACGCUUUUGCCACAGCCAGAAACUACAUCGACCAAAUGGUCACCGUGGGGGAGGAGUUUAUUGCCCUGGCAAUCCUGAGGCUGGUGGAGAUGGAGAAGGCCGUGGUGGAGGGAGCGGGCGCCACGGGGCUGGCCGCCGUACUGGCCGGGCUGCUGCCCGAACUCAAGGGCAAAAGGGUGGUGAUUCCACUGUGUGGAGGGAACAUUGACACCACAGUCCUGGGGCGCUGCAUCGAGAGGGGGCUGGCAGCAGACGGGCGGCUCUGUAGAUUUGUCGUAACCGUUAGCGACAGACCAGGAGGGAUUGCCGAGCUGUGCAAGCUCAUCGCAAAGUUAGGAGUCAGCCUUAAAGACAUCUUCCACGAGCGGGCGUGGCUCACAUCGGACAUCUUCAGUGUACAGGUCAAGUGCAUUGUGGAAACCAGAGACUUUGAUCAUGCUGAGGAGCUGAGGACAAAACUCAUGGAUAGAUACCAGCGUGUGGACUGGGGACCACACAGCGCCACCUUUCGAUAAGCAGCAGUACUGCAGGAUAUUGGGUAAAGUGCACCGUGGAGACCCGUGACAAGGAACAUGCAGAACAACUGGAGACAGAACUACGCAAUCGCUAUGAAAACGUCCACUGGGGACCUCACUUUCACCUCUCCCCUGCUGCACUCCAACCACAGAUGUCUUCAUCUAGCUUUGAGGAUGAAGACCCCUGAUGCAAAGACCUUUGACGUAUCUAAACAUUGUACUGUUUGUGCUGGUUUUCUUUAUGUUUGACCGCAACUAUGCCAACAAUGCAGGAGAAUGAUACAUUUUUUAAAUGACUUGUUUAAGUGCCUUUAGCAAAAUAAAACUGUACCAACAACAUAUUCAUGUUGUGUGUGAUGGGAUCAAAAUAUGUAUAUUUCCAAGUGUAUCAGUGUAGAAUACAUUUUUUUGCUCAAAAUACCAACAUCACAAAUCUUUGU
Messenger RNA from Branchiostoma belcheri (Belcher's lancelet), 1968 nucleotides. Its product is annotated as L-threonine ammonia-lyase-like. Gene Ontology annotation, biological process: L-serine catabolic process; L-threonine catabolic process. Lineage: Eukaryota; Metazoa; Chordata; Leptocardii; Amphioxiformes; Branchiostomatidae. The record is from RefSeq and is a predicted model, not a curated record. Gene Ontology annotation, molecular function: L-serine ammonia-lyase activity; threonine deaminase activity. Bases 173 to 1528 code for a protein of 451 amino acids. The transcript is spliced from 13 exons.